Messenger RNA from Acipenser ruthenus (sterlet), 670 nucleotides. Its product is annotated as trans-1,2-dihydrobenzene-1,2-diol dehydrogenase-like. The record is from RefSeq and is a predicted model, not a curated record. NCBI's taxonomy places the organism in Eukaryota, Metazoa, Chordata, Actinopteri, Acipenseriformes, Acipenseridae. Bases 1 to 591 code for a protein of 196 amino acids. The transcript is spliced from 6 exons.
AUGAUUUUAAUGGACCUGUACUUGUCUUGGACCAGCUUAACCAGCUUCUCAACCAGCACCACGUCUCCUGAACCAGUGGUAGCAGUGGCAGCCCGUGAAUUGGGGCGGGCUCAGGACUUUGCAAACAGGCACAACAUCCCCCGAGCGUACGGGUCUUACCAGGAGCUGGCCCAGGACAAGGACAUUGGGUGGAUGAGGCUGCGACUGGUGGAUGAGGCUGCGACUGUGGUUCUUAGUUUCUCCAGUAACAGGAUGGCUGUCUGUAUCUGUACGGUUUCCGUUCAGCUGCCAAAUGAAGCAUUCAUCUUCGGCACAAAGGGAACUAUAAAGAUCCCAGCUCCCAUGUGGUCCCCAACCUCUUUGAUAGUGAAUGGGAAUGAAACGCAGUUCCCACUGCCUGAGCCUUACCAGCCUCUCAACUUCCCCAACAGUACCGGGUUGCGCUAUGAGGCACAAGAGGUUCGGAGGUGUUUACUUGCAGGUCUCAAGCAGAGUCCCAGAAUGAUGCUGGAGGACACAGCUCUGUUAACCAGUAUUCGUGACGAAGCUCGCAGACAGGUGGGAGUGGUGUACUGCCAGGACGCAGAAUAGAGUGUGGGAGGAGGCUCACUACUCAACUACACCAUUCUAUUGCUGAUUGUAUAGUGAACUGUUCAAUGCUGCUUUUUAU